Talaromyces stipitatus ATCC 10500 is the source of this 2171-nucleotide messenger RNA. Its product is annotated as origin recognition complex subunit Orc4, putative. Bases 63 to 2171 code for a protein of 702 amino acids. Gene Ontology annotation, cellular component: nucleus; nuclear origin of replication recognition complex. The record is from RefSeq and is a predicted model, not a curated record. The transcript has 2 exons. NCBI's taxonomy places the organism in Eukaryota, Fungi, Ascomycota, Eurotiomycetes, Eurotiales, Trichocomaceae. Gene Ontology annotation, molecular function: ATP hydrolysis activity; DNA replication origin binding. Gene Ontology annotation, biological process: DNA replication initiation; DNA replication.
UUGUCAAGCAGGAUAUGACGAGAGCUUGAAACGAUACAUUCCGGCCAGAUUUAAGCAUUGAGAUGGAGUCUCGCUCAGCAAAGCGGAGGAGGGUUUCCGGCGUACCAGAUGAAGAUGGCGACAUUGAAAUCCCCGAAAUACCUCCAAGCGCUCAUUACGAAGACGAAUCCACGGAAAUGGACAUUGAUGACCCAGAAGUCGACGCAGCUCUUGCCGCCACUCCAUCUAAAUCAUCCCGAAGAAAAUCUACGAAACCAGUCGCCGUCGAAGAUAAUGACACUUCUUCACGGAGUGUUAGGGCAAGUGGACGACAACGAAAAGCGCCUGUGAGAUACGAGGAUGAGAUACAGAAUGUUGAGACUCCUCGUCGAUCUAGAUUGUCUGCGGUGACACCCUCAAAGACGACCGUGUCAGUUAAUGGCUCGCAUAAGGGAAGAAAGAAGGCUGAGAUCGAGACCGCCGAGUCGAAAAGUCGAUCGCCGGACGUUGAUAUCCCAUUGUCACGGAGGAAAGGAACAAGACUGUCAACGAAAAGAGAAAGUCAGAAUGAGUCUGAUAACUCGUCAGAUUCGGAUAAAGAAGACACCGAUACAGAACUGGGUAUGAUGAACGGAGGAUUGGACGAUAGCUACGAUCCAGUGGCUUCCCAUUUACAGGAAGAUUUACUACAGGGCGUUGAUGCUACUGAAGAAACGAGCCAACUUAACCCAUUGCCCGAAUAUGCAGAGACUUUCAAAAGCGUAUGUGAAUCAGAGUUUCGACACGAAAUUGGUCUUUUGAGCAAAUUUGUUUUGGAGAAACUCACCGGGAAACGAUUGUCAUCAUUGAAGGGUCUGGACGCAGAAUAUCAAAAAGUCUAUCAGCUCGUAGAGCAGACAGUCACGGCUGGCGAAGGAAACUCAAUGCUACUAAUGGGCUCGCGGGGAAGUGGAAAGACGACGAUGGUAGAAUCGAUUAUCUCUUCGCUGACGAAACAACAUAAAGAUGAUUUUCACGUGGUUCGCCUAAAUGGUUUCUUCCACACAGAUGACCGUCUUGCUCUCCGAGAAAUUUGGAGACAACUCGGUCGUGAAAUGGACACGGAAGAUGAAGCUUCCAAAAUCAACAGCUAUGCUGAUACAAUGGCAACCCUAUUGGCGUUGCUGUCACAUCCGGAAGAACUUUUGAGCAGCUCAGAGAAUACUAAUGGUAUCACGACUGCGAAAUCAGUGGUAAUAAUUCUCGAUGAAUUCGAUCUUUUUGCGACUCAUCCGCGACAGACGCUACUAUACAAUCUUUUUGAUAUUGCGCAGGCGCGAAAAGCACCAUUGGCAGUCCUGGGAUUGACGACGAAAGUGGAUGUCACCGAAACGCUUGAGAAACGUGUCAAAAGCCGCUUCAGUCACCGUUACGUGUACCUACCUUUAGCGAGAUCGUUCGAGGCAUUCUCAGACGCUUGUCUUUCUACUCUAUCGGUGGAGGCUGGUGAGGUCGAAGCAAGUCAUAUCUCUGUUAGCAAGACAGGCAAAUUCCCGCAACUCUUGGAUGCGUGGAACGCAUACUUAAAGAGCCUUUGGGAGGAUAAGGAUUUUGAAACCCAUUUGCAACGAAUUUACCACCAAACGAAGUCCGUCAAGGAAUUCUAUUCCAGCGCGUUGCUCCCAAUAUCAAAUCUCUAUCACAGUACAUCCAGCGUAGAGAGCGGCCAUACAAUUAAUCUGGAGAUUCCAACGCCGGAAAGCUUCACGGCCCAAACUCUGACAUGCCCGGACCCCGGCCCCCUCCCUUUCCCAUCCUCCAUGACAGGUUCAACAAGCGCAACCUCUCUACCUCUAUCUCUCCUACUAGCAGCAACACGUCUAACUGCUCUUUACGACCCCGGCUCGGAUAUCGCCAAUUCACAAUCCCUUGCCCUUUCGUUCCCAGCCGCCUACGCAGAAUACGUCCGUCUAUUGACUUCCGCAAAAGCUACUGCUUCCGCUCAGGGAGCUGCUGCUACGGGAGGACGAGUCUGGGGCCGUGAUGUUUCGCGAGAAGCUUGGGAGAAGCUUGUGAAUUGGGGACUUGUUGUGCCGCUUGGAUCGGGCAAUGGGACGACUGAUGGGACGAUGUUUAGAGUUGAGAUUAGUUUCGAGGAAGUUGCUGAUAUGGUUGGUGGUGGAGGGUCGUUGGGGAAAUGGUGGCGUGACUGA